Messenger RNA from Juglans regia (Persian walnut), 752 nucleotides. RefSeq lists its product as uncharacterized. Bases 81 to 752 code for a protein of 223 amino acids. The record is from RefSeq and is a predicted model, not a curated record. Lineage: Eukaryota; Viridiplantae; Streptophyta; Magnoliopsida; Fagales; Juglandaceae. The transcript is spliced from 5 exons.
UAUGGGAAGAUACCAUUGCAAGAGUUAGCUAAAAAGCCUUAUGCAAUCGGCAGCAAAAGUCAGCUAUCCGUCUGGGAAAGAUGCUUAAACUCCUAGGGAUCUAUAACAAAGCUUUGAUGGGUACAAUAGCACAUCGAUUAGUUGAUCUUGUCUGGAAAAAUGUUCUACUAUUGCCAGAGAAUGACUUCAAAAAUCUGGUUCGCGGCCAUUCCUCUUUCCUUUUUGAUGCUGCAAGAUCAGGGAAUGUUGAAUUUCUUAUUGUACUUAUACGCUCUUAUCUCGAUCUCAUAUGGAGAGUAGAUGAGAAAAACCGAAGUAUAUUUCACCUCGCUAUUAAAUAUAGGCAAGAGACUGUAUUCAAUCUAAUAUAUGAGUUAGGCUCUAUCAAGGGUAUCAUAGCACUCUAUACUGACCAAGACAAGAACAAUAUGCUGCACUUGGCUGCUGAAAUAGCUCUUCCAGACCGACUAAAUACCAUAUCAGGAGCAGCACUCCAAGUGCAACGAGAGUUAUUGUGGUUUAAGGUCGAGCUCAACAAUCUGUCGGUGGCCAAGUUCUCUCGAGCAGAGCAUGGUACUGCAAGAGGAUCGCCAGUUCUCUCUGAUUUGGGAUUUGACUUGUUGAACAGCCUCUUAGCAUACGACCCGAAAAAGCGGAUAACAGCGAAGGCUGCCCUAAAGCAUGAUUGGUUUCAUGAGGUUCCUCUUCCUAUAUCUAAUUUCAAUUGUAACUUUUCUGUCUGGCAGCCCUAA